UGGACGGGUAUAAAUUUUCUCGAACAAUUAUUUUGAGUUCCAUCUCUCUGCGGCGCCUUCACAUCGGGGGAGAACGAAGCCUGUCGAUCAAACAUGACAUUCAAGAGAAGGAACGGAGGGCGCAACAAGCAUGGUCGUGGCCAUGUUAAAUUCAUCCGCUGCUCUAACUGCGGCAAAUGCUGUCCCAAGGACAAAGCCAUCAAGAGGUUUUUGGUGAGAAACAUCGUGGAGCAAGCUGCUGUAAGGGAUGUCCAGGAAGCAUGUGCUUUUGAUACCUAUACCCUUCCCAAGUUGUAUUUGAAGAUGCAGUAUUGCGUCUCAUGUGCCAUUCACUCCAAGGUGGUUCGUGUCCGUUCGCGUACUGACAGGAGGAUUCGUGAGCCCCCACAGCGCUUCAGACGCCCAAGGGAUGACAUGCCUCGGCCAGGUCAAGCUCCACGCCCCGGUGGACCUCCUGUUGCUGCACGUGCUUGAAUUUAUGUAGCAGCUGGCUGGAUUUUGAUUAAGAAAGCUAUUUAGUUUAUCAUCAUCAGACUUGAAACCCUAUGAUAUGUUCUUGAUGUGCAAACAUGUUUUUGAAUUUCAGCAUUAUGUUCUUGAUACUACAAUUGUUGCAAUGCUGUGGUUUUUUAAAAUCUCUAUGCAAUGUGUCGACUAGUCUAGUAUUUAUGUUUGGGGGCUGUAUUAUUACAUUGUUUACUUUGAAGCUAUUUGUUUGGCCUUCUUAAAGGAAGCAUAAUUUUGGACA
This is a messenger RNA of Andrographis paniculata, 748 nucleotides long. RefSeq names its product 40S ribosomal protein S26-3-like. Lineage: Eukaryota; Viridiplantae; Streptophyta; Magnoliopsida; Lamiales; Acanthaceae. Gene Ontology annotation, molecular function: mRNA binding; structural constituent of ribosome. Gene Ontology annotation, cellular component: ribosome; cytosolic small ribosomal subunit. The transcript has 5 exons. The record is from RefSeq and is a predicted model, not a curated record. The coding region runs from base 94 to 474 and encodes 126 amino acids. Gene Ontology annotation, biological process: translation.